CGCGCGGCAGCCGCGGGCGGGAGCGGCGGCCGGCGGCAUGGGGUCGCGGAGGGCCCCCGGCCGCGGCUGGGGCUCGGGCGGGCGGCCCGGCCCGGAGGCCGACGGCGAGGACGACGGGCCCGUGUGGAUCCCCAGCCCGGCCAGCCGCAGCUACCUCCUCGGCGUGAGGCCCGCGGCCAGCUUAUCAAGCAACCGGUUGUCCCACCCCAGCUCUGGAAGGAGCACCUUCUGCUCCAUCAUUGCUCAGCUAACAGAGGAGACCCAGCCGCUGUUCGAGACGACGCUCAAAUCCCGGGCUGUGUCUGAGGACAGCGACGUCAGGUUCACCUGCAUUGUCACAGGGUACCCAGAGCCAGAGGUGACGUGGUACAAGGACGACACAGAGCUGGACCGCUACUGUGGCUUGCCCAAAUACAAGAUCACUCAUCAAGGCAACCGGCACACGCUGCAGCUCUACAGGUGUCGAGAAGAAGAUGCUGCCAUCUACCAGGCCUCUGCCCGAAACACUAAGGGCAUUGUGUCCUGCUCAGGGGUCUUGGAGGUGGGCACCAUGACCGAGUACAGGAUCCACCAGCGGUGGUUCGCCAAGCUCAAGCACAAGGCUGCGGCAAAGAUGCGCGAGAUCGAGCAGAGCUGGAGGCAUGGGAAGGAAGUGGUGGGUGAGGCCGACACCCUACGCAAGCUCAGCCCUGACCGCUUCCAGCGAAAGCGGCGGCUGAGUGGGGCCGAGGUGCCAGUCACCGCCAGCCCUCCCAGGAAGGCUGAGGACAAGACCCCGGCAGCUUGGCAGGAGGGAGAGGCUGAGCCUGGUCAGCUCCCUGGCUUGGGCCUGAUCAACAGCUUUGCCUCUGGAGAGGUGACCACCAACGGGGAGGCCAUGCCCGAGAAUGGAGAGGACGGGGAGCACGGCCUGUUGACGUACAUCUGUGGGGCCGUGGAGCUGCGGCCUCAGAGAACCCCCAGAAAGGAGUCUGGGGCCAAGAAGAAAAAGAAAGAUGAGGGACCUAAGCAAGGUCUGCCGAAGCCAGAGUCAGACAAGGCUGCUCAAAGCCACCAUUCUUCUGGAAACCGUGUCCCCAAUUCAGACAGGCCCGACUCCUGUGGGACACAGGGGCCCAUGGACGUGGAGCAGGCUCAGACCCAGCCCAGAGGUGGGCCUGCACGGUGGCCCGGGUCCUCCAGAGUCGACAGCACCAGGAAGCCAGCCUCUGCUGUGGGCACUCAAGACCAGGCCCGCAGUGCCCAGGGCCCCGUCCCAGGCCCAGACCAGGAAGAGUCUUUUUCCCCGAAGGACAUGUAUCUGGAGAGUACCGGGGCAGUCAGGCCUCAGGAGGAGGACAGGUCCCGCUCCGCAGGUGGCAGGGCGCCUGGAGGGACGCCCUCGGGGAAGACACCCAGAGGGGCUGGAGGUGAGAGGGGGCCUGCCACCCCUGGCCAGCCCACACCCUUGGUUCCCCAGCCGACUAGGCCUUUCAACAGGAAGAGAUUUGCCCCUCCGAAGCCCAAAGGGGAGCCCACCACCAAUAGCAAGCCUGAUUCUUCCCCAAGCCAAGCUCCAGAACCUGGGGCCCAGAACGUAGGGAAGGCGCCAGCGCAGGCCUCUGCCCAAGUGCCCACACCCCCUGCCCGGCGGAGACACAGCACCCGGGACAGCCCCCUACAGGAACGAGCCGGCCACAGGACUCCUGGAGAGGUCCCGGAGUCCCAGGCAACCGUGGCUCCCACCGCGCCAGCCAACAACAGUUCCGAGGUGGGCUCCGCUGGCUGCAGCAUGUCAGGGAGUCAGGGCGCCGCUGAGCCCAUGGAUACAGAAAGCCAGAGGGACAGGAGGACGCCGGCUGACCAGAAGGCUGGGAGCAGGAGGCGCCCAGAGGCGGAUGGGAAGGUGCAGGCGGAUGGGAGGGCGCCGGGGGACAGAGCGCAAACUACGUGGAGGACGCAGGCAGACAGGGAGACUCAGGAGGGCACUGCGACCCGAGGGAGUGAGAGGCCAGAGUCAGGCGGGAGCCCCCAGCAGGCUGCGGCGGUACCCGGAGGGGCUGGGACACAGCCGUCGGGGAGCUUGCCCACAGCCUUAGAAGGUCCGUCGGAGAAGCCCGCGACCAGCCACCGCCCAUCGUCCAGAGCGCCUGAGCGCCCGCCUGCCGAGGGUCCCAGGUCUCCGCCGAUCACUGAGUGUCCUGAGCGGGCCCCAGAAGGGCCCCCUGCCCCAGAAGAGCGUGGUCCCAUGCUCAGGUCUGAGAGGGCCGCCUCCAGGCGCUCUGAGGAAGCCCCGCCGGGCCCCCUGGCAGGGAGCCUCCCGCUCUCGGCACAGCGGCCUCCAGAGGGGAGUCUGGAAAAGAUGGGAGGAGAGAGCCGUCGGGGGCUAGAGUGGUCAGGUCCAGUCGAGGACAAGCCAGAGGGCGGCCCGUUCCAGCGCCCGAGGGAGGAGCGGCCGGCGGCAGUGCCGUCUGCGGAUCUGGGCGGCUGUCCUCCGGCCGGCCUGCGCCCAGAGGCGCCCACCCUGCCCUCUUCUCCUGGGACCCGCCUGACCCCCAGCUCACGGGAGGGGCCGCCCAGCCCUCCCACUGCUCAGCACAGGAGCGCGGCUGCCUUCCUGCCCUCUGGGGACCAGGCCUUGCCGAGUGCUGCCAGGCCCCUGCCCCUGGGGCCUGGGACCCACCCCCAGCGUCACCCACCGGAAAGCAUGGCAGCCAGCAGUGAGGGCGCCUGUGCCGAGGUGCCGGGCGUGGAAGGGAGGAGUCCAGGCCCCCGGAGCUGUGACCCCGGCCUCAUCGACUCCCUGAAGAACUACUUGCUUCUGCUGCUGAAACUAUCCAGCCCGGAUUCCCAGGAGGAAGCUGCCACCGGGGGUCUGGCCCCCUCGCCCACUCUGCUCCCCUCUGUGGAAGUGGCUGGGCUGAGUCCCCGGACAUCGAGGCGCAUCCUGGAGCAUGUGGAGAACGACCACCUGGUGCGGAGCGCACAGACCCUGCUGCUGAGCCCCUGCACCUCCCGCCGCCUCACAGGUCUCCUGGACAGGGAGGUGCAGGCCGGCCGCCAGGCCCUGGCUGCUGCCCGGGCCCCUGGCCCCAGUGCCCUCACUGUCCCUGCCAUAGUGGUGGGUGAGGAGGAAGGCCCUGGGCUGCCCUCAGAAGGGUCCAGUGAGGGUGAAGGUGAAGGCUCCUUUGGGACCUCCCAGGAGAGCAGCUUGGGUGGCCCGCUGCUGGAGGAGGGUGGGCAGGCAGCCUCCGGUCAGGGAGCCUUCUCAGCGGACAGUGGAGUCCAGGAGCCCUUUCAAGGGGACGAGCCCCCAGGGGAGGCUCUGGCAGGUCUCCCCGCAGCUACACCCGAGGAACUGGCCCUGGGAGCGCGGAGGAAGAGAUUUCUCCCUAAGGUCAGAGCAGCGGGAGAUGGGGAGGCAACCAAGCCUGAAGAAAGGGAGAGCCCCACAGUUUCCCCCCGGGGGCCCAGGAAGGGCCUUGCCCCUGGGUCCCCUGGGACUCAGGGGCGGGAGAAGCACUCCCCUCCCCAGGGCAGAAAGGCAGGCAUGCUGGAGGUGCCGCGCACAGAGGAGGAGCCUGCGCCGGGAGACCCCCCGGGCUCCAGCCCCAGAGCUGGCCGUCUGGACGCAGAGCAAGCCCUGGGUGAAGGCAGGCAGGAGGCCCCCGACCAGCCGAGGAAAGCUGAAGCCCUGCUGAAAGCUCCCCAGGUAAUCCGGAAGAUUCGGGUGGAGCAGUUUCCGGAUGCCUCGGGCAGCCUGAAGCUCUGGUGCCAGUUUUUCAACAUUGUUAGUAACUCAGUCUUGACCUGGGCCAAGGAUCAGCGCCCAGUGGGCGAGGUGGGCAGAAGUGCAGGGGACGAGGGGCCAGCGGCCUUGGCCAUCGUGCAGGCGUCGCCCGUGGACUGCGGCGUGUAUCGAUGCACCAUCCAGAAUGAGCACGGCUCGGCAUCCACUGACUUCUGCCUCAGCCCCGAAGUGUUGUCAGGAUUCAUCUCCAGGGAAGAAGGUGAAGUUGGAGAAGAGAUUGAGAUGACCCCCAUGGUGUUUGCUAAGGGUCUGGCUGACUCUGGUUGCUGGGGGGACAAGCUCUUUGGGCGUCUGGUGAGCGAGGAGUUGCGAGGGGGUGCACAGGGGUAUGGCCUUCGGAAGGCCUCCCGGGCCAAGGUCAUCUACGGACUGGAACCCAUCUUCGAGUCGGGCCGCACGUGCAUCAUCAAAGUGACCAGCCUGCUUGUGUUUGGACCCAGCAGUGAGACUUCGCUCCUGGGCAGGAACUAUGAUGUCACUAUUCAGGGGUGUAAGAUCCAGAACAUGAGCCGGGAGUACUGCAGGAUCUUCGCAGCGGAGGCCCAGGUCCUGCCUGGCUUUGGGGAGGUGCCUGAGAUCAUCCCACUGUACCUGAUCUACCGGCCCGCCAACAACAUCCCGUACGCUACCCUGGAGGAGGAUCUGGGCAAGCCCCUGGCGUCGUUCUGCUCCCGGGAGGGGGGCGGCGCUGCGGCUCCGGCAGCAUCCUGCAGUCCGGAGGCCGCGCAGAAAUGCCAGACCUUCCAGCACUGGCUGUAUCUGUGGACGAAUGGCAGCUUCCUCGUCACAGAUCUGGCAGGGGUCGACUGGAAGAUGACUGACGUGCAGAUUGCUACCAAACUGCGAGGAUACCAAGGCCUCAAGGAGAGCUGCUCCCCUGCCCUGCUGGACCGGUUUGCUUCCUCCCACCAGUGCAACAGCUUCUGUGAGAUGCUGGGGCUAAAACCCCUCAAGGGCCUGGAGGCCGCCCACCCCCCAGCCAAGGCCAAAGGCUCCAAGAGUCCAUCUUCCGGCAGGAAGGGCUCCCAACUGAGUCCUCAGCCCCAGAAGAAAGGCCUCCCCAGUCCCCAGGGCACCCGGAAGAGUGCCCCAAGCUCCAAGGCCACCCCUCAGGCCUCAGAGGCCAUCGCCAGCCAGUUACUGGGACAGCCUCCCAUUCAAGAGGGGGCCUUCAAGGCCCAGGGCAUGCGGUAGCCUGCACAGGAGGCCGGGGGGCCUCCACUCAGCAGCCGACCAGCAAGGAAGCAGCUGGAACCGAUGGAGACCUCCCCAGUAAGGGGCUGACAGGAGACGGUGUGCGGAGGAGGCUCCCUCCGGGGGCCCCUCAGAGCAGCCUCUCUCCAGCCAGCUGCUCAUCGAAUGGCUCUGGCGCGUGGCAGACAGCCCAGUGGCCUCUCCUGGUGCCAUCAUCACCUGGGGCUCCCAGGCCCCACCUCCGAGUGCCUGGCCACCUAGCCCUCCUUGAAGUUUACACUGGCCACUGCUGGAGGCUCCCCCGAGUCCUCUGCAUGAGUUCUCCAACCCCUCGCCCCAGCCAGACCCUGCCGUGAAUGUUGUACUCUGGGGGCACGCAGGCCAGCAUUUACCCUCUUCCCUCGCUUGGCCCUGAUCCCGUCCUGUCCUUAGGGCUCCAGGCUUCCUCUGCUGUGUCUGGCCACGUGGCUCUCAGGGUGUCUUCUCCUUCCAGCUGCUUUGCCUCAGUCAUGCCAGCUUCCCCUGUGACUACCCUGUCCCUGAGCCCAGAGGGGGCUCAGGGCCUUUCCAGAGCCCGUCAUUUGUGCAGUGGUCUUUGGUGACGUGUGCUCGUGCUUCUCCUGCCCCCAUAACUCAGGUACUCACCUGCUUCCCGUGCUCCCUUGCGCCCUGUGCCCACUCCUGGCUUUGAGCCCAAGUGCAGCUUGCUGCCUGCCCUUCACUGACUCUGCUUGUCCCCUUGCCCAAAGGCUUCCCUAGCCUGAUUCGGUACCUGCCCACCAGUGCCCAGCUGAGAAGCAGACCCCUGGCUCUCAGUCCUCCCCUGCUUCUCCCAGGCCCUCUGCCCAUGAGGUGAGAGCUGGCUUGAGGGUUGUGUCAGCUGCUGCGGCCAGAGGGAAGGUGUUGACUUUGAGGGACCUUGUACUCCAGACUGAAGAGGUGGGGUCACACUGAAUUUUGCAUCCCCUCUUGACCAGGGAUGAAGGGCUGGGAGAGAGGGCCCGGGAGUUCUUGGAGGGAUGUAACCCACCCACGUGCUGGGGUGGAGGGGUGUCUUUGAGCCUGGGAAUUAGGACACUUGCUCACAGCCUUAGCUUUUGAUCCUGGGGCUCCAGCUCUGGGGCCUCGUAUAUGGGCUCCCAAGAAAUUACUGUGCUCAGCCCAGCACCCGGUCAUUCCUGAGAGCCCGUCCUUGAGGCCUGGGGCUGCUCUGCUCCCCCUGGACUAUAAUAAAGGCAGUGACUGUGUAUCCUGCUUGUCCUCAUCUGAUGUGCUUGUAGGUAUCUAGGGUCAGGAUCCCCUCUCACCAGGCAGGCUCUCCGGGGCGUCUUGCAGCCCCUGGAGAAAUGAGUCCAUCCUGGACUGACAUUCACUGUCAGCCUUCUGUGGCCACAGCUAGACAGUCAGUGCUUCCGGUAUAACCGAGGGCUGAUGGCUUGUGCCCCUUGGCAGUGUGUCUGGGAACUUAGGCCUUUGAAAUUGCUCCUUCAUUUGGAAAAGGAAUAUAAAGCAGGGAGUCCAGGAAGGAAGAGAAGAGCCGGGGGCUCUGGGGACACGCUGUGUCUCCAGCUGUGUUCGCUGCAGCGUGAGUGGCCCAGGGGUGACCAGUGUCUGCCUCUCAGCUGCUCACUGGCCUUUUCCUGCUUCCCAGGCUGCAGAGGCUCCUCAUUCCCGACCCCGGCCACCACCUGGCCUUUCCUUGCCUGACACUGACCCCCUCCAUUUUGACAUUUCUGACUUUUCUACCUCCUCUUGUGCUCAGGUGGCUUUACUCCCUUUGUCCUCUCGCCCCAGUGCGCCCCCACCUCUCGCAGCUGCGUAUCCAGCUUGCAUGGUGAACUGAGAGCUGGAAUGUCGUUCAUUCAUUCAUUCGUCCAUUCACUCAGCAGACAUACACUGAAACUGAGCACCUUUAUGCCAAACUCUGAGCUGAGUCAAAAGACCCUCUUUCCAUCGGGUUUCUUGGGUUUUGAGCAGUAGAUGUGGACUCAGACCAACUUAAGCAAGGAAAAAAGGUUCCUGGGAAGGGUGAUGGCUACCCCACAGGACCGAAGGAAUAGCGGACCACUGGCCUUGAGAGGGGAGGGCAAGAGCCAGCGUGGCUGGAGAGCCUGCCUGCAAGGGGCUGCCGACGUCGGCCUGUCGGUACCAACUGGCCGUCGGCUCCUGUGGGUCUCCACUCAAGAUUCAGAUUUCCCCCUAGAGCUCAGAGCAUCGCAGAGCAGGAGAGAGGCCGUUCUCCAAAGGAUGGGGAUUCUUACCGGAGGGAUGGUGGCAAGAGGGAGGGCAGAAAGGGCUUGGUAGGCAGCAGAAGAUACCCUUACACACGCACGCACACUCACACACAUGUCCUUCCCACAUACAACCCAAAGCAAAUCCCUCUCUGCUUGGGGAGACCACCGAAGGCCACAUCCAAUGGCUAAGUCGGGGUGAUGGACAGGGCUGCUGACCCCCAAAGUCCAUUGCCACUAGGGAUGCUCUUCCCUCCUUCACCACAAGCCCAUGUUGAAAUUCUGCAACCUGUAGGUAACUGGUAUGGGCAGAGGCUGCAGUCCACUUCUGCAACUGUCAGGAGGACUAGCGUUUAGACUAGGGGGUUGCCUGUUGGAGUGAAGCCAUCCUUCAGCUCCAAGGUCCCACUCCCCUCACUCUAUUCCUGUGGCUUUAACAAGAGAGGAAUUUGUCCUGACCAUGGGCCCUUCUUCCGGAGUUAGAUUUGCUUUCCUUACGCAUCAUGUCUCUCCUACCAUCAGUACCCACAGACUUACCAAAUGCGAUAAACAUAACCAUAGUAUCCCCAUAUACUGCAUCCAAUCAAAGAACACACGUUACAGAAAAAGAAAAGUAAUGAGUAGAUGCCUAAGGCAUUCACACACCUCACCAGGACCCCCCAGUCCGGAAGUGGUCAACCUGUCGGUGUAGUGGAACCCCACCUACUGGUGGUGUGCUCUGGCCGCGCCUGACUGUGCGGGCUGGUCAGACAGCCCGUGUUCACGAGGGGCAGCGUGAGCCCCUGGCGCGCUGUGGCUAAGCAUUCAGGCUCUCCCAGAGCCCUGCGGCAAACCAGAGGGCCGUGUCUCAGAAGGGUAAUAGUUACUUGCCACAAGCUCCGUAUGGCACUCUGCUCUGCCAGGGCUCCACACGGCUCCCCAGCACCAUUGCAUCUGCCAAGUCGUGUGACCUUUGGGGCAGGACCAAAGGGUUUCUCAGCUGGUGAGCCUUUCUUUCUCCGAAGCUGGUGACCCUCUAGGACAGUCAGUAAACGGGUUGGAGCAAGAUGGCCCAAAGCGAUCAUUUUGCCUGGAAUUGGGCCUUAGUGGUAAGAAGUUCCCAGUGCAGUAAUUUGUUCCACAUUGUGGAGGAAAUCAUUCUGAUCUCAACGGACCCCUGAGCCCUCAGGAACUUUAUCCAGCGGACAGACCUUUGCAUUUUCACAUGAUUUAUCUCCCGUCUCUGACUCCUGUAUGUCUUACCAAGGCAUCUAGGGAAACUGCCGAUCUCCAGGCCCUAAUCGGCCUGAGGCCACAGUCUGAUAGAACACUGCUGGGCAGGUGGUGGCCCAGAGCUGGACAGCUACAACAUUGCAUGUCUUUAAGCCAGAACAACAGUGCUGCCCUGCCAGGUGAAGGUGAAUUGCUUCUGAUGUUCUUCAUUCAACAAAAUAGAGAAAAAAUGAAUUCACUACAUCAAAGGAUUCAUACCAGAUGAAUUUACUUUGGCAAGAAGACCAUCUCUGGAACUAUGCCUGCGGUUGGAGACAUCACUUUUUAAUGUUUACAACAAUCUGAAGACCUCGUGGUGGUCUGUCCUGCCAAGCUGAGCUGUGGUAGGAAUCACUAUGAAUUCAUUCUCAAGUCUUGAUAACGCCGAUUUCUACAAUCCUCCCCAGGGAUAUGGCAUUACGUUUGAUUUACAUUUUGGUAGGGAGAGAAAGUUCUAAUGGCUUGUGCUUGUCCUGUCCUACCAUAAUCAUUCUUACCUGCAACUCAGCCAUUGUGGGUGUUGUGCUUGUUUCAAAAUACAAUGAUCUCAACUCUACACUCAAAAUAACCCCUGGUUGGUUUUGAGAUUCCACUGGGUCUACUGUGGCACAACAUUUGGUCUAUUAAUCGUCCCCUUUGAUUGGUAGAGCACAUGCUUUUCCUAUUGUCCCCAGAUAAUAGCUUGGAGCCAGUGUCCUACAGAGCUCCUUUCCCCAAGUGGACAUAUUUUCCCUUUCCUUUUAUAGUUCCUAGAUAGGUGGACACAGACCCCAUUGGGGAAGACUGCUAGGAAGGGUCACUAUGAAUCUAAGUGUUAAAACAAGGUUUUCCUUCAAACAUAAUUGACUCUCCAUUGAAGGUCUGGAAAUUAAAUCGGAGAUUUUGACUCUCUUUGACUCUUGACAAAGGCCUGUUUGCCCAACCGAAGUCUUUAGUCAUGGUAAUAACUAGCUAAUAUCUUAGGGGCUGUCUGGUCCCUUUCAUUCCUGGGACCCAGUGAUUGAUUAACAACAGCUAGAAGUCUAGUUUCCAUUCCUGUGUCCCUCACGAUGGCUUCCUCUCCUCUGUUCCUUCUGUGUCUCUCUGCUGCUGAAGUCAGGGAGCUCAUCUUCACAGCAGCUCUUCAAACCAGCAUUCCAGGCCUGUAGAGGAGCCCCAGCAGAGCCUCACCAGUUCAUUUCUCGUGGGGAAAAGUGAGACCAUCUUCUGGGGCCUGUCAGACAGUGAGAGGGUGGGUGGGCUGGAUGCAUGCCAGGGACCCAAUAAAGCAUUCUUGUCUCUUGAAA
Molecule: messenger RNA, 9752 nt
Organism: Manis javanica (Malayan pangolin)
Lineage: Eukaryota; Metazoa; Chordata; Mammalia; Pholidota; Manidae
Gene: ALPK3
Product: alpha kinase 3
Biological process (GO): protein phosphorylation; cardiac muscle cell development
Cellular component (GO): nucleus
Molecular function (GO): ATP binding; protein serine/threonine kinase activity
Source: RefSeq, a predicted model, not a curated record